AUACGUACAUGCAAAAUAUCUCAACUAUUGAAUGAAUUUCACCAAAUAAAAAAUUGGGAUUACUUGAAUUUUGAUCAGGGCGAACAGAGGGCGAGCAUAAGAAUUUUAUGGAGAAUUCAUCAAUGGCGUAUCUGCGAUCACAAAAUUGAAAUGGCUGCUACAAUACAAAGUAACUUGUUAAUGAGGCGUGGAGUGUUAGAUAAAAACAAUACCCGGGUUUAUUCUUGUUCACAACGUGGAAACGUGGCGGCCUACCAAUAAAAGAAGUACCAAAGGAAAUAACGUGGGAAGAUAGAGUCACCAACAUCGUGAAAAUGGAAUGUAAUAAAGACGAGGCCCUCAGGGCGAAAGAGUUCGCAGAGUUGAAGUUUACAGAGCGUGAUGUCUCUGGGGCUCUAAGAUUUGCUUUAAAGGCCCAAACCUUGUAUCCCGAGCUUGAUGGUCUUCCUCAACUUUUGACAACUCUUCAUGUUCACACCUCCGCUCAGAAGGGAACAAAUGGGGAGACCGAUUACUACAAGGUCCUCAGUGCGGAACCGUUGGCUGACAAGGACACAAUCCGAAAGAAAUACAAGAGACUGGCACUCUCUCUCCACCCAGAUAAAAAUAAAUCUGUAGGCGCAGACGCUGCUUUCCAAAUUGUUAAUGAAGCCUGGACUUUGUUGUCUGAUAAAGACAAGAGAUUUCUCUAUGACCAGAGGCGGAGCUUAGGAUACAUGCUUGAAAGAGUUCCAGAUGGCAACUUUUCUGCAGCAACUAGUCAGAAUGGUUUUCAUACCUCCUCCAACUAUAAUCAUUCAAACGGAAGGGAUCAGUGGAGUGCAACCUAUACCGACCAUGUUGCAGCAAUGAGUCAGAAUGGUUUCCAUACCUUCUCCAACUGUAAUCAUCCAAACGGAAGGGAUCAGAGGAGUGCUUCUUACCAUAUUAGAGCAACAAGUCAGAAUGGUUUAUAUACCUCCUCCAACUACAAUCAUUCAAACGGAAGGGAUCAGAAGAGUGCUACUCAUACUGAGCAUGUCACUGCAAUGAGUCAGAAUGAUUUUCAUACCUCCUCCUACUAUCAUCAUUCAAACCGAAGGGAUCAGAGAAGUGCUACUCAUACCAAUUCUAUUAGACCUCCUUCUCCACCAAAACCGACAUUUUGGACUGUGUGCAGUAGUUGCAAGAUGCAAUUUGAGUAUCUUUGGACUUAUCUGAACCAAUAUCUUCUGUGUCACAACUGCCGUCAGCGCUUUUUAGCUUCUGAGACACCAGCCCCCAAAAUGCCCAAUGGUAGAUCAACUCCAUGGGUUUCCUACUUUCAGCGAAAGGGUUCUAGGCAGCAUAACAGGACCAUGAAUACAUGUGCUCCAGGAAGUUCACAGACUGCUACCAUUAAUGUGAAGUUAGCAGGAAAUUCUGGAGUUGACACAUCAACAAAAAAAUUUCCGGCAGGAUUCUUCAAACCGGCAAGUUUUGAAAGUGAGCAAUUACGAGGUUCCUGUGCUGGUCAAACUGCAAGUGACGUUCGCCCAGGAUUUGGGGAACUGAAGAGAGGGCAUGAAGAGGUGGUUCUAAAUAAGGAGGCGCAUAAGUGGAAUCAUGAAGCUUGUAAGAAAACAGAUGCUACCUUAGCGUCUGGGUCUCUUGGCGCUGCUUCCAGUUCCGUACCCAAAGAGAGGCCUAAAAAGAAAAGGCAUCUGAGCAGGCAAGAGAUGGGAACUCAAAUGGGAAUAGCAAAUGGAGGAGUUGCUAUGAAAAGUGUAUUCGGACUGUACAAGGGUAGUGUUGGUACAGGAAGGUUUGAUGUAGCUGCAGUGGAUAGUGUCUUGAUAGAAAUGGCUAAGAAGGAAAUUUCCCAGAAGCUUAAAGUGUGGAAGGAAGCUGCUGCACCGAAGACUUCAUUUACAUCAAAAAAUGCAGAUAAUAACCAGGUGAAAGAGAAGCAAAAGGAAGAAGCUGGCCUGCGUGGUGUAAAAAUUAGUGUUGCAGGAUGUAGGGCAUUUGUGAAUCCCAAGAAGUCUUCCCUUGCCAAUUCUCAUGUUGACGCUGAUGUCGAGGAAGCUAAUACAGUGGCAAUGACUGUUCCAGACCCUGAUUUUCAUGAUUUCGACAAGGAUCGUACAGAAAAGUCAUUUGGUAGCAACCAGGUUUGGGCUGUCUAUGAUGAAGAUGAUGGCAUGCCCCGUUAUUAUGCCAUGGUUCACAGUGUGAUAUCAUUGAAACCAUUCAAACUUAGCAUGAGUUGGCUAAAUUCGAAAAGUAACAUCGAAAUUGCUCCACUAGAUUGGAUUGCUUGUGGUUUUUCUAAGACUAGCGGGGAACUUCGGAUAGGGAAGCAUGUAGUCUAUAAGAAUCUUCCUUCUUUCUCACACAAGGUGGUUAGGUGGAGAAAGGGCAAAAGAGGAGUUGUCUGCAUAUAUCCAACAAAAGGAGAAGUGUGGGCACUAUAUAGGAACUGGUCUGCUGUUUGGAACGAGCAUACCCCAGAUGACGUUAUUCACAAAUAUGAUAUGGUGCAACUGCUUAAUGAUUACAACGAGGAGCAAGGUCUGACAAUUGUCCCACUGGUUAAAGUAGCUGGUUUCAAAACAGUGUUCCGCCAACAUUCGGACCAAAGUAAAAUCGUGAAAAUUCCAAGGGAAGAACUCUUUCGUUUCUCUCACCAGGUCCCUUCUAUCACGCUCACCGGUCAUGAAGGUCCCAAUGUUCCGAAAGGAUGCUUUGAGCUUGAUCCGGCAGCUACUCCGUCGGAACUGCUUCAGGUGGAAUCAGAAGAACGUGAAGAUGACAUGGAGGUGACAGGUGAAGGAUGUAAUGGUGAAGACCCAGUGGGAUUGUUGAAGAGCACCAAGGAAGAGGCUGUGGUGGAUAAUGGCAAAGUAACUACAGAAACGGGCUUGAUAGAAGAGGCUGAGAAAAAAGAUUUGCAAGACAUGAUGAAGAGGGAGGAGGAACCCCAAGGGCCGAAGUUGCUAGUGUAUAGUCGGAAACGUUUCAGGAAAUACAAAAAGAAGGGUGCUGACUGCUAA
Pyrus x bretschneideri (Chinese white pear) is the source of this 3014-nucleotide messenger RNA. RefSeq lists its product as uncharacterized. The transcript has 2 exons. NCBI's taxonomy places the organism in Eukaryota, Viridiplantae, Streptophyta, Magnoliopsida, Rosales, Rosaceae. The record is from RefSeq and is a predicted model, not a curated record. Bases 315 to 3014 code for a protein of 899 amino acids.